AUGAAGUGGUCAUAUCUGGAUACACUCUUGAUUGUGGUCGUAUCGGCCCAUUUAAUCAAUGCUCCAUACACUAAGGUGGAAGAGAGUUUUUCUAUCCAAGCCAUACAUGACAUUCUCAAAUAUGGUAUCUUUGAUAUCUCAAAAUAUGAUCAUCUACGUUUUAGUGGUGUUGUCCCAAGAUCAUUUAUUGGCCCCUUAAUAAUUGCUGCCCUUACUAAACCAUUUACCUCAAUGUCCCAUUUCUGGAAUCACUACAUGGGUAUUAAAUCUUCCACUGAUUUUGAAACACAACUAUUAGUGAGGUGUAUGAUUGGAUUGACCAAUGCUCUUUCUUUGAUAGUCUUAAAGAAUUCUGUACAAAAGCUUUUUGAAGAUUCGUUAACAAAGGAGGAGGUUGAAAAGAAUAACCUGGUUCAAGACUCAAACACCAAUUACUACACCACUAUCGGCUCCUGGUUUGUCAUUUUUGUUAUGACUAGUUUUCAUUUGAUGUUUUACAGUUCAAGACCCUUACCAAAUUUUGUGAUGACUUUACCCCUUACCAAUAUCGUAUUGUCAUUAGUACUAUUGAAUAGAUUCAAAUGGGCUAUAUUCUUAUGUGCAUUCACUGCUAUCAUCUUUAGAUUAGAGGUUGCUGGACUAGGUGUCGGUUUAACUUUAUUAUCUAUCUAUAUUAAGAAAAUUUCUUUAUCCAAUGCUAUCGCAUACGGUGGAUUUGGUGUCUCAAUUGGGGCUGCUUUUUCAUUGCUCAUCGACUCUUAUUUUUGGAAGGAAUCAUGUGUCCCUGAAGUUGAUGCAUUUAUUUUUAAUGUCAUCUCUGGACAAGCAUCAAAGUGGGGUACAGAAUCACCUAUUGCAUACUUCACUCAUUACAUUAGAAUGAUGUUUAUUCCACCAACUGUCUUACUUUUGAACUAUUUCGGUUUCAAAUUGGCACCAACUAAUUUGAAAAUAAUAUCAUUGGCUGCAUAUUUCCAUAUUUUCAUAAUGUCAUUCCAACCUCAUAAGGAAUGGAGAUUCAUUAUUUAUGCCAUUCCUCCAAUUAUGUUAUUAGGAUCAACCGCUGCAGCAUAUCUAUGGGAAAAUUUCAAAGUAGACUCAUUUGGUAGUAUGGCAUUGUUAGGAUUACUUCCUUUAUCACCCGUCUUAUCAGCCAUCUUCUCAAUGACUUCAUUAUACAUCUCUUCAUUAAACUAUCCGGGUGGAGAAGCCUUGGCAACCUUCAAUCAAUAUAUCCUCAACCAGAAUGUAACAAAUGCUACCGUUCAUAUCAGUGUUCCCCCAUGCAUGACUGGUGUUACAUUAUUUGGUCAACUUUAUGAAGAUCAAUAUGGAAUAACCUAUGAUAGAACGGAAAAUGAGCAAGAAUUGAAACAGCUAUGGCCCUCAUUCGACUAUUUAAUUACUCAUGAACCAUCACCGGAAUACUUACCACAAUUUGAUAAGAAUAAGACGUUAAGUUGGGAAAUUGUUGAUUCUGCAAAAAUGUUCACCGGUUUCAAUAUGACAUACGUCAAUGAACUAUUCUUUCAAGAGGACCAAAACGCUUUAUCUUUGAUAACAAAUACUCUGUUAAAAAGUGAUGCAAUGGAUUAUGUAUUGGAUGUUAUCGAUCACGUUUUAUUGAAAACCGAUGUAUUCUUCAUCUAUAAGAGAAUUAAGGAAGACAGUGAUAUGCAAGCAUAA
Molecule: messenger RNA, 1686 nt
Organism: Naumovozyma castellii
Lineage: Eukaryota; Fungi; Ascomycota; Saccharomycetes; Saccharomycetales; Saccharomycetaceae
Gene: ALG12
Product: dolichyl-P-Man:Man(7)GlcNAc(2)-PP-dolichol alpha-1,6-mannosyltransferase
Exons: 1
Coding region: 1-1686 (561 amino acids)
Source: RefSeq, a predicted model, not a curated record